AUGGCGGAAGCAAGUUUUUUCAUCAAACACGAAUCUGACGAUCGCAGCAAUCCUUUCCUGAUGUCUCACUCCGGUUUCAUGGGUAACCAAUUUGGGAACCCCAACGAUGGGGUAGACCCUUCCGACUUGACGAUGCAGCAGGGCGGCUUCAUGCCGUACUCCUAUGGCUCGCAACAGAACAUGUCCUCCAGCUUCAACUUUGGCAACUCUGGAAUUGAUACCGAUGAACUUCUGGACCUGGAGAUCAGCGGACAGAACGGCGUUCCCCGCGGUGAUAACAUCAACUACAUGCAGGACCAGUCCGGUGGUAUCGCCAUGAGUCACCAGAGCCAGAUGUCACAUCUUUAUUCAAACACCCCAGACAACGCCCCGAUGGCCAGUCCUUUCGUUCACAACAGCUUUAACUACGAGCAAUUCCGAAUGAACCAGCAGAACAACCACCUCCAGAAUGCCAGCUCUUUUGACCAGAACUACAUGAACAACAAAGCCCGACCGAGCUUGCAGACGAUGGACCGGACCUCAUCGGAUGCCCGCAGCCCCAUGACCCCAAAGACUCCUGCCCUGGGAUCUUUGACCUUGGGUACCCCGGACUCCGGCAGCUUCCCCGGUCAGCCUAUCCGAACCGGUGGACUCCAGGCCCGUCAUCAGAAGACCUUGUCGAACCAGUGGGACGGUACAUCGGGCAGCGCACAUUCAUACGCUGAGUCGCCGAUUUCCUCUCCCGGUCACCACUCGCACCAUGCCGGCAUUUCAGAGAUCAUCAAAUCCGGUAAACAUGCAUCAUUGCCGGCCAAGGUUGACCAUUUGCCCGGUAGCGGCCAAGAUUUAGAGUCACAAGAGGCCAAGCGCCGACGGCGCCGUGCAUCACACAAUCUGGUUGAGCGACGUCGCCGCGACAACAUUAACGAACGCAUCCAGGAUCUUUCUCACUUGGUACCACAGCACCGACUCGAGGAUGACAAGGUGCGGAAGCAGCUGGUGAAUAACAGCACCCUUUCCAUGGCUGGUGCUGGCGGCAAUGCUGCGACCUCUUUGCUUGCUGGCGGCAAUGGACGCCGCGCUACACCAGGCAAUAUCACCAUGGGUCUUCCCAUCGAGGAGAAAGAGAAGGGACCCAAUAAAGGCGAUAUUCUCAACGGCGCUGUCAGCUGGACACGCGAUCUGAUGUGGGCCCUUCACAUCAAGUACCAGCAAGAAGCCGAGCUGGCCGAAAUGAUCAGCAGCCUCGGUGGCACCUGGCCCUUCGAACCGACGGAAGAGGAGAAGCGCAUGCGCAGUGAAAUCCUUGAGGCACUCGAGAGAAACGACCCCAGCUCUUUCGCCUACACCCGCGGUCCUGGCAGCGGUCUCCGUGUUCCCAAGCACACAAACCUGGCCGGUGACCCUGUCGGACCGGGCGGCGACGGCCUCACCCCACCCAACCUGAGCCCCUCGUUCCACAGUGGAGGCAGCAGCGCCAAUGGUCAGCCUCAGUACUGGAGUAGCGGCGGCCACGCAGCCCUGAGCUUCAAAGAGGAGGACGAAUACGCCAUGGACAUUUAA
Penicillium cinerascens is the source of this 1542-nucleotide messenger RNA. Its product is annotated as basic helix-loop-helix domain-containing protein. The record is from RefSeq and is a predicted model, not a curated record. Gene Ontology annotation, molecular function: RNA polymerase II cis-regulatory region sequence-specific DNA binding; protein dimerization activity; DNA-binding transcription factor activity, RNA polymerase II-specific. The coding region runs from base 1 to 1542 and encodes 513 amino acids. Gene Ontology annotation, biological process: regulation of transcription by RNA polymerase II. The transcript has a single exon. NCBI's taxonomy places the organism in Eukaryota, Fungi, Ascomycota, Eurotiomycetes, Eurotiales, Aspergillaceae.